AAAUAAGAUGAGAUUGGGUGUCGUCGCGAGCUGUGAUAAUGUGACAAUUAAUUACUAGUGUUAAGUGAUAACGCGUCAGUCCACAAAAUGAAUCCGACGGGAGUCGCCUUGUUGCUCUUAGUGCACACAGUCGCAAGUCUUGAAUUCCCUGCCGGCUUCAAGUUUGGAGUAGCGACUGCCUCUUACCAAGUAGAAGGAGCUUGGAAUGUCGGUGGGCGAACGCCGAGCAUCUGGGACGAGUUCUCGCACAAGCAGCCGCACCGCAUCUAUGACGGCAGCAGCGGCGACGUCGCCUGCGACAGCUACCACCUGUGGAAGAGGGACAUCGAGAUGAUGAAGGAGCUCGGCGUACAUUUCUACAGGUUCUCAAUAUCGUGGAACCGUCUGUUCCCGAACGGGUUCACGAACAAGGUGAGCGCAGACGGCGUGCGGUACUACAACACGCUGAUAGACGCCCUCAUCGCCAACGACAUCGAACCCGUCGUGACGCUCUUCCACUUCGACCUGCCGCAAAAGUUCCAAGACCUUGGUGGCUGGACCAACUCUAUGAUAUCUGACUGGUUUGCGGACUAUGCUCGCGCGUCAUACUCCCUCUUCGCCGACCGGGUUAAGACCUGGUUGACCAUCAACGAACCCCUGGUCGUCUGCGACGCGGUCUACCACACGGGGCUGUACGCGCCCGGAAUACUCAGCCCGGGGAUCGGCAGCUACAUGUGCAUCAAGAACCUCUUGGUCGCCCAUGCUAGGGCUUGGAGAAUAUACGAUGAGGAGUUUAAGCCUAAGUAUCAUGGUAGAGUGGCGAUCUGCAACCAUCAUCUGUGGUUCGAGCCGGCUGAUAGUUCAAUGCAGAAAGAAACUGAAUUGGCCAGACAGCUUCUGGUAGGUUUGUACGCUCAUCCCAUAUACUCUAAGACCGGGGGCUGGCCGCCCACAGUGGAGCAGUUAGUGGCCAAUAAAAGCCUGAGCGAGGGCUACAGAAAGUCCAGGCUGCCCGCCUUCACUCCGCAGGAGAUAGAAUUAAUUAAAGGGACCUACGACUUCUACGGUUUCAACUACUACACGUCGCGGCUGGUGGCGAAGCCCGCGCCGGGGGAGGAGAUCAAACCCUGGCCGCUGUUGGGUUGCACGGAAAUCAACGUGGUCCUCCGAGUGAAACCCGACUGGAUGCCGUCUUCUGCUUGGUGGCUUAAUGUAUAUCCCCCUGGUCUCCGUCGUCAGCUCAAGUGGUUCAAGGACCAGUAUGGCGACGUGGAGAUCCUGAUCACGGAGAACGGGUAUGCGGCGCUCGAGACCGGCUUCCAGGAUGAGGAGAGAGUGGACUACUAUAGACGGCAUCUGGACCAGCUUCUACUGUCGAUCAACGAUGACAAGGUCAACAUCACCGGCUACACCGCCUGGAGUCUCAUGGACAAUUACGAGUGGUACUGCGGAUACACCGCCAAGUUCGGUCUGUACGCGGUUGACUUCAACUCCCCGCAGCGCACGCGCACGCCGCGCCUCUCCGCACACUACUACAGGGCUGUCAUACAACACAACUCCCUCAACUUCACACACUACCACACGGCCCAAAGUCGAGCAGUCAUCUGUGAUACCAGCAUAUUGACUAUGAUUGUGACGAUCAGCUUAUGGAUUAUUAAUAGAGUAUGAGAUUAUUAGAAUGUAUUUGUUCCUUGGUAAUAUUAUAAAGAUAUGUCUGAUUA
Molecule: messenger RNA, 1700 nt
Organism: Aricia agestis (brown argus)
Lineage: Eukaryota; Metazoa; Arthropoda; Insecta; Lepidoptera; Lycaenidae
Product: myrosinase 1-like
Exons: 11
Coding region: 88-1647 (519 amino acids)
Biological process (GO): carbohydrate metabolic process
Molecular function (GO): beta-glucosidase activity
Source: RefSeq, a predicted model, not a curated record